AUGGGGUGUUCGUGGAAGUCUGUGGUGCUCUUGGUGUUUGCAUUGACGAUCGUUCAGUACGUGGUCAUACAAACUUUAACCUCCACCUCCUACUGGUUAUGCCCCGCCCACUCCAGAACCAGCCCCGCCCACUCUUCUUCUGAUCCCGCCUUCAAGAGCGACGACCUGAAAGGCACAAACUCCAGGUCCAGGACACACGUGAUCAUCCUGACCACCACCCGCGCUGGCUCCACCUUCACCGCCGAGCUCCUCAACCAGCACCCGCACGUCUUCUGCCUGUUUGAGCCGCUAUUCCACGUCCAGGACACCGUCACCGGACCCAACAACUUUGACAGAGAGCUGAUCCUGGGGGCGAGUCGUGACCUCUUGUGGAGUCUGUUCCGGUGUGACCUCUUCGCUCUGGAGAGGUACUUCCGUCCGGCCCCUAUCGACCACAUGGUGCCCAACCUGUUCAUGCGGCGCUUCAGCCGGGCCAUGACCCAGCCGCCCGUGUGCCAGGACGACCCCUGUGACCCGGUCAACCUGACCCGAGCUGCCCAGGCCUGUCGAGAGAAGUCCCACGUGGUCUACAAGACGGUGCGAGUGGUGGUGGUGGAAGAGCUGCGCCCCCUGCUGGAGGACCCUCGCCUCAACGUUAAAGUGAUCCAGCUGGUGCGGGACCCUCGGGGGAUCCUCAGCUCCAGGAUAGAGACGUUCUCGCACUGGUACAAACCCUGGAACGUCUGGAAGAGCUCAGGACUCAGACCCGCCUCCCUCCACAUCAACCCCCCACAGUUCAACUCCACCUGCCACGAGCUCCACGCCUCCCUGAAGACCGCCCAACGCCGCCCACGCUGGCUCCGGGGCAGGUACAUGCUGCUGCGCUACGAGGACCUGUGCAGGAACCCUCUGCAGAAGACCAAGGAGAUCUACGACUUUGUGGGUCUGAGCGUGACUCCGAGCGUGGAGGAGUGGAUCCGCGUCAACACCGCCAGCAACGCCUGGGUCGAGGACAAGUACGGCACCAGGCGCGACUCCGCCGCCAACGCCGAGAGCUGGCGCCUCAAGCUGCCCUUCGACAUGGUGCAGCACGUCCAGGAAGAGUGCCGCCACGCGCUCAGCAUCAUGGGAUACCGCGAGGUCCGGUCCCCCCAAGAGCUCCGGGACACGAACGUUUCUCUGGUCCAAGACGAAACCUUUGAGGCGUUGGUUUAG
Molecule: messenger RNA, 1194 nt
Organism: Boleophthalmus pectinirostris (great blue-spotted mudskipper)
Lineage: Eukaryota; Metazoa; Chordata; Actinopteri; Gobiiformes; Gobiidae
Product: carbohydrate sulfotransferase 1-like
Exons: 5
Coding region: 1-1194 (397 amino acids)
Biological process (GO): N-acetylglucosamine metabolic process; keratan sulfate proteoglycan metabolic process
Molecular function (GO): N-acetylglucosamine 6-O-sulfotransferase activity; keratan sulfotransferase activity
Source: RefSeq, a predicted model, not a curated record